AUGAAACGACUCUUGGCUCUUCUGGGCUUCUGCCUGGCGAUCUCUUCCUCCGCUACCUCGUGCAAGAGCGACGAACGUCUGGUCCAUGACAUCUCAAAGGCCGGCCCCUAUGGCGGCGAGCUCCAGCUGACUCGCGCUCUCGCCCAGGCCCAGCUCGUUGCCACCAUCCACGACCGGCUAGAAAGCGCCGGCGUGUGCUAUUUCGCCACCAGCCCGGACCUCGCCAUCGAGUCCGCCAACUUCGCCCUCGCCCAUCAGGUUUUGCUUGCUGAGCUCGCUGCCAGCAGCAACUACAUCGUGCAGGACAACAAGGACCUGGACCACCUCAAGGUGUCCAUCGUCAUCGAUGGCGAGGCCGCCGUCCACGUCAACCUGUUCGUCUACUCGCGCUCCGAGGACGGCCAGCGCCUCGUCCACCCGUUGUUGUCCUACCAGCCCGCCAUCGAGACAGUCUUCCCCACCAAGCUGGCUUCGUACUUCGAAGGUUCGAUCCGCGUGCCGGCCGACACCAGGGCGUUCCUCUUGGGUCAGCACGGCAGCGAGCUCGAUGCACCCAGCAAGGCCUUCUCGUGGACCCACAUGUCCUACGUCGUCCCCCACGCUGGCAUGACCACCGAGUUCCCGCUGGUGAGCGUGAUCAUCCCGACCUACGAGCGUCCUCAGUUCCUGGCCAAUGCCAUCAACCUCAUCCAGAGGCAGGACUACCCCAAUGUCGAGAUCAUCAUCGUUGAUGACGGUCGCGUGCCGGAGAUGGAGAACUCGGAGAUGACCGCCGUGCUGUCAGCCAGCAACGUGCGCUACAUUUACAUGACCGAGCGCAUCUCGAUCGGCGCCAAGCGUAACAUCGCCGUCGCGCAAGCCACCGGCGAGGUCGUGGUCCACUGGGACGACGACGACUACUUCCGGGAGCACCGUAUCUCAGCCCAGGUGGCGCCCAUCAUCCGUGGUGAGGUCGACAUGACCGUGCUCGAGCACCACUACUACUACAUCCUCUCCACCCAGUCCUUCUACAUCAUCAAGCGCGCCGCCUCGUGGGGUCCCCACUUUGGCACCUUCGUCUACCGCAAGAGCCUGUUCGACUGCGGUAUCCGUUACCCUGACAACUCUAUGGCCGAGGACUACGCCUUCGCCGAGUUCGCCCUCAAGAAGGGUGCCACUGUAUCAGUGAUGAACAACGAAGACGGCAAGCACGUGUACGUGCGUCACCACAACACGUGGAAGUUCGAUUUCGCCGACUUCGAUGUGCAGGUGGAGAAGGUCGAUCGUCCCGGGUUCCUUUCCGAUCGCGACUGGGAGCACUUCUCGACCGUCAAGUCAGAGCCCAUUGUCACCCAGCCCCCCAACUACUACGCGUCGGCCCUUCUUCAGUGGGAUCGCCCCGAGCUGAGGCCCACUUGGACGGACGCCUCCUACCUCGACUACCCUCACUACCCGCUCUAUCCACCGAUCCCUUCAGGUCUGGUCGUGGCCGAGUUUAACCUCACCGUUCCGGUGGUUACCAUAAGUCAAUCAGGAGGAGAGGCGACACAACAGGUCAUCGACCUCAACCUGGUGAGUCUGGAAGAGAUCGACGAUGCCACAGCGCUGCAGGACAUCGAUCUUCAGACUGUGGGCUGGAUGAUGGAGCAAAACAAUGGCUCAGCACCAGGUGGCGAUAUCACCGAGACCAUCUUCACCAGCCAUCUCGGCACGGUGACCAGUGGAGCCAACAAUGCGACAAUCCAAUACCUUUUUAACACCUUUGGCUCGGACGAGCUCAUCACCACCGGGAGCAACUACUCGUUCACGGUGACGCCAGCGUUGCUCAAGUUUUCGCUCAACGUCGCCUCGUGGAAAUGGAACUCUACGUCGGGCAAGCUGCGGUUGACGAUCAAGAUCGAUCCCCCGUUCGUGAGCUUCACCCGGUGGGAUGACACGCCGCAGGUGGGCAUGACCACGUUCCUCUUCUCGAGCGCCACGGCCGAUCAGGCCAGCACCGUGGUGCGUCUGCUCAACUUUGGCGAGGCUUUGGGAGAAAGCCCGUCGCGCGUGUCGAUGGAAGCUUCGGCAGAGGUCACCAGCUCGUCGCUGUCCCUCACGUUUGAUCACUUUAACGACACUCUCUCGUUCGACCCAGAUAUUGGACUGUUGCUGGGCAGCCACGGAGGAAGUGGUCAAGGGGAAAGCAACGACAACUUGGGCCUCAUCAUCGGCGUGUCCGUGACGAUACCACUAGCUCUUGCAUUCGUCGUGUUGUUCAUCUCCGUGGUGUCAGUGGUGGCUGUGCUCAAGCGCAGAGCGGCGCGAGCCAGGAGCAGAGGAGCGAUUGCCUUUGACGCUUCCCUCAACAGUGACGAUCAGCUCUAG
This is a messenger RNA of Acanthamoeba castellanii str. Neff, 2346 nucleotides long. Its product is annotated as glycosyltransferase, group 2 domain containing protein. The transcript has 14 exons. The record is from RefSeq and is a predicted model, not a curated record. NCBI's taxonomy places the organism in Eukaryota, Discosea, Longamoebia, Acanthamoebidae. Bases 1 to 2346 code for a protein of 781 amino acids.